CGCAUGCGCAGUGAAUAUUAACCCAUUACGUACUGGACGCUGUUACGCGCAUGCGCGGUAGUGUGUUUGGUGACUUCAUAUAAGCUUGCGCAAUAGUGUUGGUGAGCGAUCGCACGUGUUUUGAUCUUUCAACAAAAAUUGUAUAAAGAUGAAUGUCUUUAAAAAGGACAGUUGUCCAGUAAUUUCAAGAUGCACACGGUGCUGUGACCAGUAUCACUGUCCUUUUUGUGAGACGUUCAAAACCAUAUCACAACUGUCCAUUGAUAACCAUGUAGAGAAUCAUCUAAAGUUGGCAGUACAUCAUGACGGAAUUUCAACUUACUACAAAGUAUGUAGCAACUGCAGCAUGAUGUACAGGUACCAGGAAUUUACUGAUGGUAUCCAUAACUUCAAUGACCAUCUUUUGCUUUCUCUACACUUGUGUGUAAUUCUACGCAAUGCUCUUCAGAAUCACACUGCUGUUAGCAGAGUAGUGAGCAUACUAGAAGCCACUGCCAAAGUAAAAUUCCCCAAAGACAUAGUGCUCCAUGGUUACCUCCACUUUGAAGCCUUAAGCAGCCAUGUUUAUUCUUACACCUGCAUCAAUUGUGGUUAUCACCCCAAAGUGGUGAUCAUGGAUCUCCACAAGAAAGGUGUAUUCACUAUUCCCUUCAGUGAAAUAGCCACACCACCAUCAGAAUUUAAGGGUGAUACAAACAUUGUCUCUUUUUGGGAAUCCAUAACAAUGGAAAUGAUUGGCCGGGGAUUUCUUUCAAGUGGCAGGAAAAAUCCCUUUGUAGUUUACCCAAGUUAUGAUUUCUGGGCUCCUUGGAUUGGACCUAAUACCCGGAAGUCAGACAUUGUUCUAAAUACUGAGCAUGCAAAACUACAAAAAACAAAGUCCUGUGAUGUUCCAGAUCUUGAUGUCACAGAGGAAAGGCUAGGUGAUGAGCUCUUUAAUGUAAAGGUUGAUGCAGUGAGGAAGCUGUGCAAAGAAUGUGGAUUGGACACAAAGGGAUCAAGGAUGGAUCUUGUGUUACGUUUGCGAACAGAGAUGCAAAACCGCUCAGCAUAUGACAAAAUCUUCCAGCAGAUUUGGGGUGCUUCUGGUGGCUGGGCAGUCAUUAUGUGUCCAUGUGGAAUAGUGUAUUCAAUCAAAUUCAACAUAAGAGCAGAAUCUCCAAGAGACUUUGCAGACUUGCUGCUGAGUUGGAAGCACUUUCCUAAUGUUGUUAUAUACGACUUUGCUAGAGGACUUGCUGCACAUGUUAAUCUUCGUGAAGCAGAUUCCCUACCUUUCAGUCCCCACGAAGGGAGACUUGCUGCACCAACUACAGCAAAUAUCCAGCUAGCAAAAGAAGGCAAGCUCAAGGUUAAUCUUCCAUGGUUGAAAAAUAAGAAGGAGGAUGAGAAUACCAACUGCCAUCCUUUGACUGGAUCAUCAGAGCAUUAUGCUUUGUAUGAUAAGUUCCAUGAAUUUAACACCAAAGACCCAAGAGAUGCUCUUCGACGAGUCCAAGUAGUCCCAGAACUUUGUGGAUGGGUAAAUACUCAAACUGCAGAACAACUCUUUGCUGCAAUGCGCAAAAACAACUAUUUUCUGAACAUGCUCACGCCAUCAGGACACACGUUUUUGAUGCGCAACAUCAUUCACCAUUAUAACACAGCACAGAAUAAGAACAUGGAGGACAGUCUAAGAAAAGUUGUAUCACCAAGUGAUCAGUUAACCUUCAAUGUUUAUGGUCAGAUAGUUCUUGGUACGGCUCCACAGUCCCUUAAUGAUAGUGAGGGACUCUCAUGUGAUAUUCUACAAAAAGGCCCAGUAAAACCCAGCCCUACACAGGUUUCAGGCCCUACACAGGUUUCAGGCCCUACACAGGUUUCAGGCCCUACACAGGGUUCAGGCCCUACCCAGGGUUCAGGCCCUACCCAGGGUUCAGGCCCUACCCAGGGUUCAGUGAUUGACAUGACAGCUCUACAAAAUAUCCAGCCAAACAGAGCAUGCUGGAUGCAUCCACACACCAGUAACCAAAUAAAGAUGAUAAAUAAUGCUUUAAAUGAAAAGGAAUCUGAAAAACAAUUUUUGGCUCAAGUAGAAACAAUUGUUUUGGACCGAUCAGAUUUUAUGACUUUGGGAAAUCCAAAUAAUGUUGAAGGGACUAUUUUGAAUGCCUGCCUUGCAGUCGUCAGGGAUAUUGCUGACUUAAAGAACAUAAAGGUCCAUUGCUAUAACUCGUAUGUGACCAGGACAUGGUUGCCACCAUAUUGUGCAGACCCUUCAGCUAACUUACCUGACAACAUAGCCAGAUGUGACUAUAUCUUACUGCCUUCCUGUGCAUCAAACCACUGGAUGAUAUGUGUAAGUCUAGUAUGUUUAAAUAAAUUCUCCUCAAAGAAAAAAACAAACUGUGGUGUUUUCCAUUAAAGCAAGUAACACUGAGAUUUUUUAACAUAACUAACAAUUGUAUCUUCCAAGAAUCGUUUAAUAUAACCAGUUUUACAGAUCAUGAAACCAAAAUGCAGAGAGAUGUUUUUGCUUGACUCACUGCACGGCACGGGCAUCAGCGAUUCUCGUUACAUUGAUUCCUACAGGUUUUCUUCAGAAAAUUUUAAGAGUUCAAAAGAAGUUCAGGAUUAUGGUAGUUCUGUUUUGUGCCAUACAUCCUUUUGCAUGCAUUUUUUUUCUAUGGCUCAUUUUUCAUUGAUGCUUAAACUGUUUAAAUCUACCUAAUUUCUGGAAUUAUAUUUUAUAGUUAAUGGGUAUAUUUGUUUAAACAGUGUUAAAUGAGCCAAGAAUUUGUUUGGGGUCGUUCCACCCCAGUUUGUUCGUUUGUUUAUUUUAUUAGCAUUUCAUUAUUAUUUUAGUCAAUUUUUGUUUUAAUAAAGCUGGCUUGAAAAAGCCAACUUACUGUAAUGCUACUUAAAUGUAUAUUUUUUCUUUUUUUUCAUGCUUUUAUACUACUCCACACUUUCUAUAUAGGCUUUUUCAAGCCAACUUAAAGUUUAUCUAUGAACUUUACUCAUCUAGUUGUUUUUUAAAUGCUUUGUAGAAUACUUGCACAGGAACUACAUCCUGGGCCGUGGAAAGAAUAUGGACGUAAUGAUCUCAGCGGUGCUCCAAGGCAGAUUUGGUCAAAUAACUGUGGAGUGUUUGUGUUGAUGUACACAUUGUACGUUGUAAUGGGAGGUGUCUUUGAUUUUGCUGAGUCUGACAUGGCUGCAAUAAGGAGAUGGUGGUGCUUACUCCUGCUAACAAAUUACCAUGUCAAAUCAGAUGCUGAAAGAAAGCUUCUCAGAAAAAGGCACAAAGCAAUGAAGACAGGUUUAACUUCAACUAAAACAGCAUUGGCAACAGAAGCUGAUUACAUAACUAAGAUGCCACCUAAGGUCCUGAGAUGUAUACUUAUGCAUGUGGUCAAAGAAGAUGGAGAUGUGGCUUUAUUCAGACUGUCUUUGACGUGCAGGCUUUUCCGUGAUGUUGUUUGUGAGGCACCAUUCAGAGAAGAAGCUCAUUUUGCCUGGCUUGACAGUGUUGUCGACUGGAGUGCAUUCUCCAGUGACUUCAAGGAGAUGUAUCGAGUGGCAUAUAAACUGACCACUUGCCUUUGUUGUGGAUACAUAUUUAAAGAUUUCCCGCCAGGCUAUGUUGGAGAUGGAAGGAAAGGAAUUCUUCGUGCAUUUUACUCUACCAAAUACUUUGACGGUUACUGCUCAGCAGACUGCUUCAUCAUUGACGGAAAUCACUAUAGCCCUUAGAACAGGGGUCACCAAUGCUGGUCCUUGUGGGCCGGUGUCUCUGCAGAGUUUAGCUCCAACCCUAAUCAAACACACCUGAAGCACCAAUUAGCUACUUCAGGUGUGUUUGAUUGGGGUUGGAGCUAAACUCUGCAGACACCGACCCUCAAGGACCAGGAUUGGUGACCACUGCCUUAGAACAACAUGAGGUGGAACAUAAAUGGUCACUUGAGUGACAAAUGCUUGAUCUGAAGUUUUACAUUUUUUGUGUUUUGCACUCAACAGCAAAGAAACCUUAUAAUGUAUAGCCAUUAAAGAAGGAACAACAGACAAAACAUCAUUAAGCAUUUAUUGGUACAGAUGUGGCCUUUAAA
Molecule: messenger RNA, 4088 nt
Organism: Paramisgurnus dabryanus
Lineage: Eukaryota; Metazoa; Chordata; Actinopteri; Cypriniformes; Cobitidae
Molecular function (GO): protein binding
Source: RefSeq, a predicted model, not a curated record